CCCCUCCCUCCUAACCCUGCCCCUCCCAUUGCAGCGGUGAAGGCCUACGACGGGACCUGCCCGCUGUGGCCAGGGUGUCGACCAUGCCUCCCCAGGAGGGAUCGUUGCCCGUUUCCUUUUGGGAAAAAGCCACUUUUCAGAGCGUCUUGCUGUUCCUGGUCGCCUUCCUGCUGUUCGUGGAUCUCAGGAAGAGACGGCGGCCCGAAGGCUACCCCCCGGGACCCUUCCGUCUGCCCUUCUUGGGGAACAUCUUCCACUUGAACUUACAGAUGCCUACGGGCCACCUCCAAAAGCUUGUGGGGAAAUAUGGGAACCUGUUCAGCUUGGAAUUUGGAAAGAUGAGAUUCGUGUUGGUCACGGGGAUGAAGCAGAUCAAAGAGGUCCUCGCCCGACAGGAUGAAAACCUGGACAAUCGCCCCGAGUUUCCCAUUCGAAAUGAGAUCUUCCCUAAAGCGUCCGGGCUCCUGAUGUCCAACGGCCCAGUGUGGAAACAACACCGGCGCUUCACGUUGAUGACCCUGAGGAACUUGGGUUUAGGCAAGAGGAGCCUGCAGGAGCGGAUCCAGGAGGAGGCCUCGUUCCUCGUCCAAGAGAUGGAGGAGGAAAGAGGAGAAGCUUUCGACCCCCACUUCAAGAUCAACAACGCCGUCUCCAACAUCAUCUGCGGUGUCACCUUCGGCGAGCGCUUUGACUACUUCGACCCACAUUUCCAGGAGCUGCUGCGUCUGCUAGAUUCCAUCAUCGGCCUGGAGGCCCGUAUUUGGGGCCAGCUGUUCAACGCGUUUCCGUCCAUUAUGAGGUGGCUGCCCGGGCCCCACAGGGAGAUUUUCAGAAAGUGGUCCAAGCUGAAGGCGUUCACGUCGGACAUGAUCCGACGGCACCGGGAGGAUCGGAACCCGGAUGAGCCCAGGGAUUUCAUCGACGCUUACCUGGGCGAGAUGGCCAAGGAGAAGGACGCGGCCGGCUCCUAUUUGAACGAGGACAACCUGAUGACCUCCACGUUGGACCUGUUCCUGGCCGGGACGGAGACCAGUUCCACGGCCCUGCGCUGGGCUUUGCUCCACAUGGCGCUGAACCCCGAGAUCCAAGAGACGGCGCAGGCCGAGAUCGACGGCGUCGUGGGCCGGUCGCGGCCGCCCACGAUGGACGACAGGGAGAGCAUGCCCUACACCUGUGCCGUCAUCAACGAGGUCCUGAGGAUGGGCAACAUCGUCCCCCUGAACGUGCCGAGGGAGACCGGGGCCCACACCACCGUGGGGGGCUACCACCUGCCCAAGGGGACCGUCGUCGUGACCAACCUGACGGCCCUCCACCGGGACCCGGCCGAGUGGGAGACCCCAGACAAGUUCAAUCCUCAGCACUUCCUGGACAACGGCCAGCUGAAGAAAAAGGAGUCCUUCCUGCCCUUUUCCAUGGGAAAGCGCAUGUGUCUGGGAGAGCAGCUGGCCAGGACGGAACUGUUCAUCUUCUUCACCUGUCUCCUCCGCAACUUCACCUUCCGCGCCCCCGAGGGUGUGACGCUCAGCCUCCGAGCCAGAAACGGAAUCACGCUCUCCCCAUUCCCCUACCGCAUCUGUGCCGUGCCCCGCUAGGGCCGGGCUUCCCUCUCCCCUCGGCGCUCAGUGCGUUGCGUCUCAUGGGCGCUCAAUAAACGGCCCCGCCGCUCCUGCGUCUCUGUGAUAGCCAACGAGGCCUAGGCCGGUCGACCGAUCGAUGGCGUGGGGACGAUGGACUCAGGGGACCCGGAUCCCUGCCCUCGGGGGGCUUUCGGGGCUAGCGGGGAGGACUGUGAGCCCACUGUUGGGUA
Messenger RNA from Tachyglossus aculeatus (Australian echidna), 1807 nucleotides. Its product is annotated as cytochrome P450 2J2. Gene Ontology annotation, cellular component: intracellular membrane-bounded organelle; cytoplasm. Gene Ontology annotation, biological process: xenobiotic metabolic process. NCBI's taxonomy places the organism in Eukaryota, Metazoa, Chordata, Mammalia, Monotremata, Tachyglossidae. The record is from RefSeq and is a predicted model, not a curated record. Gene Ontology annotation, molecular function: iron ion binding; oxidoreductase activity, acting on paired donors, with incorporation or reduction of molecular oxygen, reduced flavin or flavoprotein as one donor, and incorporation of one atom of oxygen; heme binding. The coding region runs from base 84 to 1592 and encodes 502 amino acids. The transcript is spliced from 9 exons.